UUUUUCAGAUCAAAAACAUAUGGUAAUUAGAAAGAAGAAAGAAUUGCAAAACGAUGAAUUUGUUUGUACUAGUGCUUCUUCUUUUGUUGCAAUUCUCCUCCAACAAAGCAGUUUCUGAGAGUGAAGAAGAAGGAGAGUUUGGCUUCAAUGGUUACUUAUACAACAGCUAUGGAACUGCCAAUCUUGACUCCAAUGGCUUAUUGAAGCUUUCAAACUACACGGUACAAAAAACUGGUCAAGUUUUCUACAACUUACCAGUACGGUUCAAGAACUCACCAAACGCUACCGUUUCGUCCUUCUCCACUACAUUUGUUUUCGCUAUAGUUUCUCAGAUUCCAACUCUUAGUGGCCAUGGAAUUGCUUUUGCUAUCUGUCCCACCAAAGGCUUGCCCUAUGCUACACCCUCACAAUAUCUUGGGCUCUUUAAUAUCUCAAACAAUGGAAAUUUCUCAAAUCAUGUUGUAGCAGUUGAGUUUGAUACAAUCCAAAGCACUGAAUUUAGAGACAUAGAUGACAACCAUGUUGGUAUCGACAUCAACAGCUUGAGAUCAGAGAAAGCUUAUACAGCAGGUUAUUACGAAGACGAUGGUACUUUCAAAAACAUGUCUCUCAUAAACCGAAAACCGAUACAAGCCUGGAUUGAAUAUGAUUCCUCAAGAAAACAGCUUAAUGUCACAAUUCAUCCUAUUCAUGUUUCCAAGCCAAAGACUCCACUGCUUUCUCUAACCAAAGAUUUAUCACCAUAUCUCUUUGAGCGUAUGUACGUUGGGUUCACGUCAUCCACAGGCUCUGUUCUUUCAUCCCACUAUAUUCUUGGUUGGACGUUUAAGCUCAAUGGGACUGCUUCAAAUCUAGAUAUUUCUCGUCUUCCAAAACUUCCUGAUGACUAUAAAAAAGACUCUCCGAGUAGUCUGAGAAAGAUCUUGGCUAUCAGUUUGAGUUUAACUGGCCUCACUGUCCUCGUCUUCUUGAUCAUAAGCGUCAUGCUUUUCUUGAAAAGGAAGAAGUUAAUGGAAGUUCUUGAAGACUGGGAGGUGCAGUUUGGUCCACAUAAGUUUUCUUACAAGGAUCUCUACAUUGCCACAAAGGGUUUCAAGAACAGCGAGCUUCUUGGUAAAGGAGGGUUUGGAAAAGUUUACAAAGGUACAUUAUUGACGUCUAACAUGGACAUCGCGGUGAAGAAAGUUUCUCAUGAUUCAAGACAAGGAAUAAGAGAAUUUGUGGCCGAGAUCGCGACCAUUGGACGUCUCAGACAUCAUAACUUAGUUAGGCUUCUUGGCUACUGCAGACGCAAAGGCGAACUCUAUUUGGUCUACGACUGUAUGCCAAAAGGCAGUCUUGAUAAGUUUCUUUACCACCGACCAGAACAGAGUCUUGAUUGGUCACAAAGAUUCAAGAUCAUCAAAGAUGUUGCUUCUGGUCUCUGCUAUUUACACCACCAGUGGGUUCAAGUCAUCAUUCACAGGGACAUUAAGCCAGCAAACAUUCUUCUUGAUGAUUCUAUGAACGGAAGGCUCGGUGAUUUUGGUCUCGCGAAGCUUUGUGAUCACGGGUUUGAUCCUCAAACCUCAAACGUGGCUGGUACGUUUGGAUACAUCUCACCGGAGCUCUCAAGAACAGGGAAGGCAACCACAAGCUCUGAUGUAUUCGCGUUUGGAAUACUAAUGUUAGAGAUUACUUGUGGGCGAAGACCCGUCUUGCCACGAGCAUCUUCGCCGAGCGAGAUGGUUCUUACUGAUUGGGUGCUAGAUUGUUGGGAAGAUGACAUAUUGCAAGUGGUUGAUGAGAGGGUUAAGCAGGAUGAUAAGUACCUUGAGGAGCAAGUAGCACUGGUUCUGAAACUCGGCUUGUUCUGUUCGCAUCCGGUUGCAGCAAUUAGACCAAGCAUGUCAAGCGUCAUCCAGUUCUUGGAUGGUGUGGCUCAGCUACCAAACAACUUGCUUGACAUUGUGAAAGCUCGAGAGAACGUUGGAGCCAUUGAAGGCUUCGGUGAAGCAGCUGAAUCCCUUGCAGAGCCUUGUUCGGUGGCUACGUUGACGUUUACCGAACCAUUUGUCUCGCAUGGGCGCUAAAAGAUCAAACCCACUUGAUAACUUUGAAUUAUCUUCCUCUUCACAUCCUAUAUGUAUGAACUAAGUUUCGAUUUGUCAAAAGAACCUGUGUUUGCAGAACUACUGUGUAAUUACUAUUUAGCCGAUGUUUGCAAAUAUUUACAAAAUUACUGAAACCAAAUCGACUAUAUAUAACUCUUGUUAGAAGCA
Arabidopsis lyrata subsp. lyrata is the source of this 2261-nucleotide messenger RNA. RefSeq names its product L-type lectin-domain containing receptor kinase V.9. The record is from RefSeq and is a predicted model, not a curated record. NCBI's taxonomy places the organism in Eukaryota, Viridiplantae, Streptophyta, Magnoliopsida, Brassicales, Brassicaceae. Gene Ontology annotation, molecular function: ATP binding; carbohydrate binding; protein kinase activity. Gene Ontology annotation, biological process: protein phosphorylation. Gene Ontology annotation, cellular component: plasma membrane.